AUUCAAACUCUAUCUUUGCCGAUAAAAAAAACCUCUCUAUGACUCCAUAGCAGUGCUCUAAGAUGCAAGUGUAGGUCUGAUCUCAACCUUUUGAUUCAGCACAUACGAUGAAAAGAAGAUGAAAAGAAGAGCACCUUCUGAUUCCUUGCAUCCACACUUCUGAUUCCCUGCAUCUACAUUUUUUCUAUUGUAUUCCCAAGAAGGACAAAAUGUCAAAAGAUUGGCAGAAUCGAAUUGAUGGUGAGCCUUCUCCAGCAUACAGUCACUCAGAUUACUUUUCUAUACAAUGGCAUACAAUUGAUGAAGAUUUCAAGUUUAAUGAUGUGGGCUGGAUUGAUUAUUGUUCAUUUGAUAAGAUUUCAAAAAUGGAGAUAGAUCGUAUGGCUGAAGAGUGUGGAUUGGUUGGUGGUUGUUUGAAGCUAUUCUGGAAGCAUCCAAACAAGAUUUCUGGUAAUAGUGAUAUGAAUUUAGAGACUGACCGUGAUGUACUAGAAAUGUCAUCUUUUGUUACUGCAGACAGAAUUUUGCAUAUUUAUGCUAAGAUUGGGGAAACAACUGAGAAUGAAGUGCAAUGUGCAAGUAGUAAACGAUAUGAUGAUAUCGAUUCAGAAUUCUUGCAUUCCAAUCAUGAUAGUGAAACUAGUCAUGAUGAUAUUGAUUCAGACCUGUAUGAUUCAGAUUAUGAUCUUCUCGAGGAUGAUAUUGAAAAUGAUGAUGACUUAUUUGACCAGUUUAUAUAUAAAGAGGUAGAGAAACAUGGUGCAAACAAUCUUAAUACAUGUGGUCAUGAGUCAGAUGCUUCAGUGGAUACAAUUUAUGCUCCAUCAGAUGAGCUUGAUUCAUGUUCAGAUGAUGAGUCAGAUGGUAGUCAUGGCACCAUAAGAAAGUCACACUGGUCAGUUUUUAGUGAAACAUAUGACAUGAAAAAUCUCAACUUUAAAGUUGGCAUUAUUUUCAACACUUUCAAGCAGUUUAAAGAUGCAGUGAAGAUGGCUUCAGUAAGAUCAAAGGACCAGGUUGUUUUCUGUCCAAAUAACAAAGAAAAAUGCAGAGCCAUAUGUAAAAACAAAUGUGGUUUCUACAUAUGGGCAUAUCUCACAAAUCCAGAUAAGAGUGCAGUUCAGAUCAAAAGUGCAAACCUGAAACAUCAUUGUGCAAAGGUGAAUUACAACCGACAUUAACGCAAAGUUCAUCGCAAAUUAUUACAGUGAGAGUUUUAGAAUUGAUCCUACAUGGUUGAUUGCAAAUAUACAAACAAGUGUUAAAUGGGAUUUCAGUGUGGAGAUUUCAAGGAACACAGCUUGGAGAGCUAGAGACAUUGCCAUUAGGUUUAUUCAUGGAGAUGAGAUUAAGCGAAUGGAAAGGUUGCAAUCAUAUGGACAUGAACUUUUAAAAAGCAAUCCAGGGUCAACUGUUGUGUUUGAUUUGGAUGAUCAAGUGUUUAGGUUGAUGUAUGUAUGCAUCGGGUCCUUGAAAAUAGGAUUCAAGUGUCGUAUGAGGCUUAUUUCAGUUGAUGGCACUUGGUUGCAGGGUAUAUAUGGAGGCCAAUUGUUAACCGUUGUGGAUAUAGAUGCAAAUGAUUGCAUUUAUCCCUUUGCUUGGGUUGUGGUUCAAAGGAAGAACAAAGCAAACUGGAAGUAGUUUUUAGAGCUUGUUGCAAAAGAUGUUGGGAUUGGUGAAGACGGUCGAUUUUGGGCUUUUAUGUCCGAUAGAUAGAAGGGGUUGAUCCCUGCAAUUGAGGAAUUAUUUCCGGAAGCUGAGCACAGGUUCUUCAUAAGACAUAUAUAUAUAUACCAAUUUCACGCAACUCACGUUUGAAAAAAAAAGUUUUGUACAAAUGACGUGGCAACUUAUGAUGUGGAUAAAAAUAAUGACUAUGAUGUAUUACGUGGAUUUUCGGCUGCCAUGUGGCGUUUUUUCACCGGAAAAUUGAGUACUACCGCCGGAUGCAACAUUUAAAGAUAGUUGAGGUACUGAUUUGCUUCAUUAAAAACUUAAGGUACUAAAAUGCAACAUUACCCAUAGUUAAGGUACUGUCUAUGCAUUUUACUCAAAAUAUGCUGAAGCGUUCCGCCAGUGCCACUCGUUAAUUUCGUGACUCUGUUGGGUUGCAGAUAAAAAUAAAAAUAAAAACGAGAAAAAUGUGAAAUGAGUAAGUUAACUUGUAAGUGGGGUUGUAAACGAACCGAAUCGAGUCGAAUAAUGAGAUAUUGUAUUUGUUUAAUAUUUUCAAAUACAAAUUCGAAUUCAAAUAUGAAACAAAUAUUAAUUUUGAUUUGUAUUUGUAUUUGUUUAACAACAUGAAUAGUUAAUGAUUCAUAUACGAAUAUCGAAUCGAUUUGAACAUAGGUUAAAUAUUAGUCAAAUAUUACUCUAAAAUAAUUUUUUUAUACUCCUUAUUUUUUAUGUUGUAAAUGCAUGCUGUGACUUAAUAUGUGUUUUUAGAAUUAAAAUUUAAUGGAUCAAUGCAUUUUUAGAUGGUGUACCAUAUACUAAAGUGAAUUACUUUUAUGAUUAAUUAAUAUAAAUCUAUUUCAAACUUUUUGAAAUAAACACUAACACACAAAUAUUAGAAAUUAUAGUUAUAAUGUGUAAAAUAAGUUGAUAAUUGUAUAUAUCAAAGUCAAACAACUCUAAUUUUAUUCUUCAAAUCUAAUACAUAGUUAUUUGUAUUGUAUUUGAAAGACAUUUGAACCAAAAAAUUGAUUUGUAUUCAUAUUUAUAUUUUGAUUUAUUGCAAAAGGGCUUGGAAUCUGUAUGCAAAAAAUGUAUAUGUAGACUACACUUUGAUGUAAUUGCCAUCUUUUAAAAGUUAUUAUAGUGUUAUUACUAUUAUUAUGAAUAUUGACAUUAAUAUUACCAUUAUUAUUAAUCGAAUAUAUUUGAUUAAUAUUUGAAUUGAAUACACAAAUAUUCUUAUUUGUAUUUGAUAACAACUCGAAUCAAAUUUAAUAUUCUUAUUUGUAUUUGAAUUUUCCGAAUUUGAAUCGUCUUAUACGAAUUCAAAUCGCGAAUCGAGCACAAAUUAUUUGAUUCGUUUACAACCCCACUUGUAAGCAUCCACUAAAGUGAGGACCAGAGAAGUAAGAUUAUCAAUUAUGCCUCGACCAUAAAGAAGUUUACAGAGUUAUGCUACCUGUACAUUUUUUUGAAUACUUUUAUUGUGCACAUCGCCUAGCUAGUUGCGUGUGUACAUAGAAGCUUCAAAAUGAGUUGUAUGUGUACACACAAUUAUGUGGUGUGUACAAAAGAGGUGUAUAACACUAUAAAUGACAUAUAUAUCUAUAUCAUCUAUAUCUAUAUCUAUAUCUAUAUCUAUAGCUAUAUCUAUAUCUAUGUCUAUGUCUAUAUCUAUAUCUAUAUCUAUAUCUAUAUCUAUAUCUAUAUCUAUAUCUAUAUAUUUAUAUCUAUAUCUAUAUCUAUAUCAAUAUCUAUAUCUAUAUCUAUAUCUAUAUCUAUAUCUAUAUCUAUAUCUAUAUCUAUAUAUAUAUCUAUAUCUAUAUCUAUAUCUAUAUCUAUAUCUAGGUUUUGGUUCAAAUAAGAACAUGAUCUUAGGAGAGAAAUGAGAAUGAAUCUGGACCGUUAGAUUUGUUGUAAGUGAAAUUCAAUGUGCAUUAGAUGAAAAUGUAAUGUGCAUUAGGUGAAAUUGAAAUGUGCAGCACAAAUGGUACGAUACAGUGACAUUAUGUGAAGCUGAAUUGUGCAUUAUGUGAAAUUGAAAUGUGCACUAGGUGAAACUGAAAUGUGCGGAAAUAAAAGACACGAUGUGAUGUUAUUUUUGUACCUUUUAUUUCGCACAUUUCAAUUUCACCUAAUGCACACUUUAGUUUAAAUUUUUAUUCUGCACAUUUCAAUAUCAUCUGAUGCACAUUUCAGUUUCACCAAAUGCACAAUCCAGAUCCACAUAAUACAAUCCAACGGUCCAGAUUCGUUCUCAUUUCUCUCCUGGGAGUCCAUUCUUACCAGAACCGCUCCCUCUAUAUCUAUAUCUAUAUCUAUAUCUAUAUCUAUAUCUAUAUCUAUAUCUAUAUCUAUAUCUAUAUCUAUAUCUAUAUCUAUAUUAUAUAUAUUAUACAUUCAAAGGUCAUAAUUGCCAUGUGGCAUUCUUAUGUUUACCAUUACCACGUGUCAUUCUUAUAUUCACCAUUGCCAAAGGUCAAUUUUUAAUCAUUCUUAGCCACAUCUCGGACAGUUCUUAUUGGUGUCUUGAACGUGUAUGUAUUUUUGGAAAGUAUUACCAUAUUCAUGGUACUUUAAUGCGUAGUAUCAAUUUAGCUGCAUCACCCACUUUGACAUAAUGGACUGCAAUAUGUAGCCUAAAUCACUGCCUUUUUUUCUCUACAUCACUACCUAUGCAGUAUGUAUUUUUGGAAAGUAUAUUACCAUAUUACCAUAUUUAACAUAAUUGACUGCAAUAUGUAGCCUAAAUAAAUGCCUUCAAAAUAUUUGCAUUUAUUUAAAUAUAUAUUACCAUGUUAACUUCUUGCAUGACACCGUGUGCACUUGUUUUGGUAUUACAAGUGGUGUUAACCUGCAGCAAAGCACCUCUUUAAUCUUCCCUAUAAAUCAUCUUUCAACAGAGUCAAUAAACAUUCGAAUUUGUUUAAAUAUAAUACAUUACCAAAUUAACUUCUUGCAUACCACCGUGUGAUUCAUUUUAGUAUUACAAGUGCUAUUUAUUGCUACCAUAUUAAACUCACAAUCAAAGUGUGAACUCACCAAUUUUCACAAUUGGCCACUUCAACCACAUCUACAUAUUAGCUCUCAAUCAAAUCACUUAUCACCCGUAUUACAAUCAAAUCACAUAACAUAUCCAACCUGCAUUCAAAUAAUUUUACUUUAUUUGUAUUGCAUGUUAAAGUUCAAAGUGUUGCAUAUUAUUGACAGAGCCGGCCAUGGGGGCUAGGCACCUAGGCAGUGGCCUAGGACACCACUCCCAAGGGGCACCCUUUUUUAAUGGAAGAGCUGUUAUUAUUAUAUGUAUAAAUAUAUUAAUAUAGUAAUACUCGUAAGUUACGCCUUUAGGCUUUAGCGGCGGGACAACCUGGACUAGUGGAGUAGUUAGGAAUUGGAAUAGUCAAAUGUCAAAGUCUACAAAAAAAAUCAAAUCAAAUAAUAAUAUAUUAAUAUAUUGACAAGUACAUCAAUAAUGGGUUAUGGAAGGGCUGCUGCCUGGCCGGAUGGCCCAAUAGGAAUUAGGAAAUUAGAAAUAGUACUCUAUAACUCUAUUAGUCAUUUAGUCUAUUACCCUAGUAACCUACUUAGCCCUAGUAGCUAUUAAGUAAAUUAAAAUUUUAAAAGUCCGAAGCAUACCAUACGAAGGCGGAAGUGCGGAACUCGCGGAGUCUCAACGGACGUCGUGACGGUAGCUGACUAACCAGUCUGCAAACCAGUGUCUACUAUGACGGGAAAAAGGAAACAAGAGUCAGGGGCUUCAAAGAGAAAAAUAAAGAAAAGAAAAGAUGAAGAAGUCCAAUCUUUUGCGGGUUCCAUGGAUAGGUAUGUAAAAAUAAAUCCUUCUCCAUCGACCUCAAACAAAAAUCUCGAGGCAAAUGAUAAAGAUGAGAAUGAAAAUACUGGUGUUCAACUUGAGAACAAAAACGAAAACAAGGAUGAGGGUAGAUGUGUUUUAGAUGAUGAAGAGGCGGAUGUUGAUGUUGAGAAUGAUAUUGUAGAUGUGUUGCCUGUUAUUCUUGAUAUGACCGAGUUAUGUGAUCCAGGUAACUGGAAAGUACCUAUUUCACAAAAAGAAAAAGAUUUUCUAGUUGACAAGGGGCCAAUAAGAAUUACUGGUCAUGAUUACCCCGUUGAUAAAAAACGGAGUUUUAGUGACAAACACUAUACUCGGUGCUUGACAAAUGGUGAAAAAUAUGACCGCCCAUGGUUAGUGUAUUCAAUUUCAAAAAACAAAGUCUUUUGUUUUUGUUGUGUCUUGUUUAAGAAAGGUGGAGUAUCAAGCCCAUUGACUACCCUAGGUGAAGGGUAUAACGAUUGGCACAAUAUACAUCGUAGACUUGCAGAACAUGAGUUGAGCAAUGACCAUAUUCGUAGCACUGAAGUUUGGAGAGAAGCAGAAAUAAGACUGAAAAAGAAGACAACCAUUGUUGCUUUUCGGGAAAGAGUGAUUGAUAAAGAGAAGGAGUAUUGGAGAGCUGUGUUGAAAAGAAUCAUGAGUGUUGUUAAAACUCUUGCUACUUGUAAUAUUGCAUUUUGAGGUGAUAAUGAAAAGAUUGGAGAUGAGAAAAACGGAAACUUUCUCAAGAUCAUCAAUAUGAUUUACGAGUUUGAUCCAAUAAUGGAAGAACACCUUAGGCGUAUACGCAAGAAAGAGAUUCGGAAUCAUUAUCUUGGUCAUAAUAUUCAAAACGAGAUGAUACAAUUAUUAGCAGGUGAAGUAAAAAAGAAGAUCAUUCAAGUUGUUAGAGAUUCAAAAUAUUUCUCCAUUAUUCUUGAUUGCACGCCAGAUGUGAGUCAUGAGGAGCAAAUGACACUUAUAAUAAGAUGUGUCAAUGUGUCUACUACUCCGGUAAGAAUUGAAGAGUUUUUCAUUACAUUUGUGAAGGUAGUUGAGACAACGGGAGAGGCUCUCUUUGAUGAGCUUAAGUGCUUACUUCAGACCCAUGAACUUGAUUUCAGUAAUAUGAGAGGACAAGGUUAUGACAAUGGUUCAAACAUGAAAGGGGGCAAUAAAGGUGUGCAAGCUAGAGUGCUAAAAGAAUAUCCUAGAGCAUUUUACACGCCAUGUAGUUGUCAUUCUCUUAACCUUUCCCUCUGUGACAUGGCAUUGAGUUGUUCACAAGCAAAAACUUUCUUUGAUGCUGUACAACGAAUUUACAAAUUAUUUUCAGGUUCAACAAAAAGAUGGGAGAUUUUCAAAACAUUUGUCAAAGAUCGUGAUGGAAAGGGUCUUACCCUAAAGUCGUGGUCGGAUACACGUUGGGAAAGUCGUAUUGCUAGCGUUAGAGCAAUCAGAUUUCAGGCACCACAAAUACAACAAGCAUUGGAGCAUUUGAUGAAAAGUAGUAAUGAUGCUAGCACUUUGCAUCUGCCGAAAGAAGUUUUUCAAAGUUGAAGUUAAUAAAGAAUUAUCUACGCUCAACAAUGUCACAAGAGAGGUUAAGCGGGCUCGCUAUGCUAUCUAUUGAAAAAAAGUGUUAUCUACUCUUGAUUGUGGUGAUGUACUUACAAAUUUUGCACAUCAAAAAGCAAGAAGAAUAGGUUAUUAGGUAGUACUUUUAUAAUUUUAUUUAUUUCUUCGAAGAAUUUAUAUUUUCACAUACUUUAUAUCAAUUUUAAGUCAAGUAUUUCUUUUUACAUUACUUCAUAUUUAAUUAUGUUAUUAAUUUGAAGUACUAUUUGAUCUCAUUAGUCAUUUUUGUCUGGGGCACCAAAAAUCCUG
Messenger RNA from Cuscuta europaea, 7399 nucleotides. The record is from the annotation of a GenBank genome assembly. Lineage: Eukaryota; Viridiplantae; Streptophyta; Magnoliopsida; Solanales; Convolvulaceae.